AAUGGCGGGAGAUUUAAGGGUCUGGUUAUUUUUCCCUCUCUUUCCCUGUGUGAAGCGUGUGUGCAGUAGUGACAUUAGGAAUGGUGCUCACAGGCAGAGAAAGCUUGAUUCGAUUAAUCGGCAGACGGAGGCGCUUCCUCCCCAAUCGCCGCUCUAUCCUCUCCUAUCCCAUCCCUAACCCUAAUCCUAACCCUAACCUUAGCCCCAACCCCAGCCCCAACCCGGUUGCGGAAGAACCAUCACAGCAACCAGAUCAAAACGGCGACGUGCAAUGCCCUGUUUGCGGCUGCAACCUUCCCGGUGAUGAUCACAACCGCAUAAACUCUCAUCUUGAUGCGUGUCUUUCUCAUUCACAACCAAAACCAGCAACAAAACGAAAGCUUUCCCAACGCACCCUCCUUGAGUUAAACUUUUCCCCAUCCAAUUCCAAACCUAAACUCCAGAGUCUCACUCACGAAUCUGACAGUGCCUCCUUCCUUCCUCUUCCAAACAACGGUUGUGAAGAAGAAGAAAAAUGCGAUGAACAAGAACUGCCUCAAAAACACGAGACUGUAGUUAAUACUACAAUUGUUGCCACUUCCUCAUCUUCCUCGCCCGUGAACAGUGGGGUGCCUGAUGAUUCUAAACCAGUUGACGUGUUUGUGCCUGAUGAUUCUAAACCAGUUGACGUGCUUGUGCCUGAUGAUUCUAAACCAGUUGACGUGCUUGGCGCCACGCUUGAAACUUUCAUCGUUGGCCGGAGGCACGCUGAUAACCCAGAUGAAAUAUGUGCUGGAACCGCUAUAUCUCUUUUGCGGGACCCUGAAAAUGUUAAGGAUCCCAAUGCCGUUAAGGUUGUUUCUGGGGAUUCUGCGUGCUGUAAGUCGUUAGGUUUUCUUCCCCGCCAUCUAGCCCAGUACCUAUCUCCUCUUAUUGACAACUAUGGCCUUGGAUUUCAGGGGCAUGUUACUUCUGUUCCAAAACAUUCUCUUGAAAUCGUCCCAAUUCAGGUUACGUGCCACAAAACAGCAGAUGGUGAAAGCAAGCACGCUGAUGAGACCUUUAUAUGCUUAUGGAAAAAUGUUCAACAUGUUGUUAAAUUUGAAAGCAGGAAUCCUCCUUCAUCUGUAAAGUAUCAGCUGAAUUUUUGUCUUAUGCUACAAGAAGUGUUAAGAAAUAAUAUUCACCUUUUAACUGAAGAUGAAAAAACCUAUAUGGAUUCAUUCACUUUACUCUCAAAUGACAGUCAGAGGCUUUUUAUCCGGCUACACACUAGAAAAGGACCUUGGUUUCGCAUGUCUAGCAUAUCAUAUUCUGAAAUAGUGGAUACUCAAAAGGCAGUCAAGGAACUUGCUGAGAAAGAAUACAUACAUUUUAUUGAAGGUGCGAAUCAACUAUGUAUGAGUGAUGUGAAAGAUAUCUUGCACGUCCUCAAUGUUUCUGAAUUGCGUGAAAUUUGGAGCAUUUCACUAAAGAAGGGUGGUGGUCAUGGAUUGAAGAAGCAGCAUUUGAUUUCAUCCAUUAUUUCUAGAGACGCUGGUGUGCCUUGGUCACAAUUAUCAACUAUGAUUUUGGAAAGAUCUGGUUCUUGUAUUAGGAUUUCAUCAAAAGCAGAAUCUCUUAUGUGGCGUAUUGAGAGACUUUUCUUCUUAAAUGGAGAACAAGAUCUGUCAUCCUUUUUACUUGUGGAUAUGGGAAAAAUUAAGUAUCCAGCUUACAACUGCAUAAUAUCAGAACCAAUUUUCUCAAAUCGCAGGAAUCUGCUUUCUUAUGAAGAGGCUAUUGAAGUGGCACAAAUUAUGGAUGAAGCUCUUGAUACAAACAAAAUUGAAGUGGUAUUAAGGUGCAUAAAGAUAGCUGAAUCCCGUGUAUCUACUGAUUUUCCAGAUCGGUACUCAACUUCUGAAUCAGUAUCUUCAAUUCGGCACUUAUUUACAGCAUCAUGGGUAUACUCCAAAGUGGUCACCGUGGGGAUUUCCUUCCUUGAGCAGGAGCGCAGGUACACUGACGCAAUUAAUUUGCUCAGAUGGCUGCUAAAUGGUUUCCCUUCUGAUUUAAGAAGAGGAUAUUGGACACUGAGGUUAUCAAUUGAUUUGGAGCACCUGGGCUUCAUUGAUGAGAGUCUCCAAGUAGCUGAAAACGGGUUGCUGGAUCCAUGGAUACGUGCUGGUUCAAGAAUGGCACUGCAAAGGCGGGUUCUUCGUCUAGGUAAACCACCAAGGCGCUGGAAAGUUCCUAGUUUUUCUAGGUCUGCACUGCAGAAGAUCCCUCAGGUUUUUGUUCAAGGGAGACCAUUGAAUUCUGAUUUGGGAGGAAAGAGUAGGUACUACAAUGAAGAGGGGAAACAAUGUGGAGUGGAAGAGCUUGCUUUGAAUUACUAUGCUGCGGACGGAGGUGGAUGGCAAGGUGUUCACGCAGAGAGUGGGAUAUGGUUAACCAUUUUUGGGCUACUUAUGUGGGAUGUCGUAUAUGCUGAUGUACCAAAUGUCUUUUAUACUAGAUUUCAGAAUGCUCCUUUAGAUUUUGGUACUGAUGGUUUUUAUACUUCAAGAAAGAGUGUCAUAGAAUCCCAUCUGCAGCAGAUUCGUGAUGGCAUGGCUGAGGAGUUUCUUAUUAAGUCAUGGGAAACACAUAUUGGAACAGCAUGUAGAGGAGUUAAUUGGGACUCCCAUUCUUUGGAUGUACUUCGGGCUGUUGUUACUUGUGUUGGGGGCACUUGUUUGGCAUCUCUCUGCCAACUUCUGGCUCAAGAUUAUCGGAGCUGGUCUAGUGGGAUGCCUGAUUUGCUGCUAUGGCGUUUCCAUGGAGAAUACAGUGGUGAAGCCAAGCUUGUUGAAGUUAAAGGCCACAGUGACCGACUCUCGGAGCAGCAGAGAGCAUGGCUAUUGCUGCUCAUGGAUUGUGGAUUUUCGGUUGAGGUUUGUAAAGUGAAACCUUUGUAAGUUGCUUAUUAUUACCACACGUUGAAGUUUAUUUCUCUGGUACAUUUGAUGAAGUUCAUUAUUCAUUUACAAGCAAUACUCUUGGAAAGAAGAGGAACGGCUCUAUACGACAUAUGAACUACUCUACUCUAGACCGAAAGUAGUAAUAGGUGCCCAGCCAGAAGAGGAGGGUAUUUCUUCUUCCAUUCUCACGGUUGCUUCCUCUUAUAUUUAUUUUAGAUUGUCCAAUCUGAAGUAUAUUUUUAAAUUUUAGAUUGUCCAAUCUAGGGAAAGAUUUUCUGAUUGAAAAAUCUGAAAUAGCUUUUUGAAUUUUAUAACCUGGAAUCCAAUCCAUAAACAAUUUGGACAUUUUCCCACACCUGUAAUGGUGUUGUAGAGAAGCAAAUGCCAAUAGAGUCCAUGAACCAUUGACGCAUUGGAGAGAUUGAAAUUCGUUCAUGCAGUAAAUUCUUGUUGCUGAUUCUUCAUCUAA
Molecule: messenger RNA, 3393 nt
Organism: Vigna unguiculata (cowpea)
Lineage: Eukaryota; Viridiplantae; Streptophyta; Magnoliopsida; Fabales; Fabaceae
Product: zinc ion binding/nucleic acid binding/hydrolase
Biological process (GO): interstrand cross-link repair
Cellular component (GO): nucleus
Molecular function (GO): zinc ion binding; hydrolase activity, acting on acid anhydrides, in phosphorus-containing anhydrides; flap-structured DNA binding
Source: RefSeq, a predicted model, not a curated record